GCCAAGUUAGAAGUUUGUGUACGACGAUACGCGUUAUUAAACUAGAAGACGCUGGACGUGAUAGAUGUUACCUUGCAUUGAAAGUCAACACACCCAGAGGAGGCAAAACCUUAUCCUCCUCGCAUGAUACAGCAGGUUAUUGUAAUAUUGCUAGCUCGCACAGGACGGUGGAAUCGUGUAUUUGAUACGUUCAUUAGAUGUGGAAUGAUAAAGAAAGAUGACCGACGUAUUCCUUGUAAAGUGUGGGAGGUUUGUGAUAAACGCCUUCCUCUAUUACUGUUGGAAUGGAGCAAGGAUACCAUGUGACGGUGAUAUCUGUAAGAUAGCUGAACAGGAAGACCGGCGAAUACAGUGCAAGCUGUAUUGUGAAAAGGUUGCAGAUAAACUUGCGCAGCUAACAAAGGAGGUACUAGCUAAUAAAGCACUAGAGACGGAACUGGCUACACAGGAACAGAAAACUCUGGUCUACCAAGUGUUAUUCAUCUCCCUUGCUAUUCUGGUUCUCUUGGCUCUCUCCGGAGUAUUGUUUUGGAUAUGCCGUAAAAUACGUCGAAGUAGAAGAAAGCCAGAAUCUGAUAACACAGCAGAACCUAGUCCAACUAUUGACCCUAACCCUGAUCAGCCCGCAGUCCCCACAGCUCCCUUUCAAACAGAUGACCAAUCGGACGCAAGUGGAUUCAGUCAGGGAGACAGUGCAAUAGAAACUGACGUCAUGUUACUACUGGAACCCACAGGCCCUUGUACCAGUGUGGUACCGCCUGACUGCAGUAUUGAGAGAGAAGGAAAGAACGAACUGGUUCCCUCACCGCUAUCACCAGUUGUAGAUGUAUGAUUAAAUAAUAAAUAGGAAAUAUUUAAAGGAAGUAAUAACGUUGGCCUAGCUUUACGUGUAAAUGGGUAUUGAAGGUAGAAAAGAGAAAUACAUGCUUUAAGCCUCCUGCAUUCUGAAUAUGUCACCACCAUGUUGGGAUACCGUUAUCAAACGCCGUUAAUUAAUGAAGUGUUACUAUAGCAAAAACAGUAAGGUCGCGUUAUCGAUUUCGAACAUUUGCAAAAAAGAAGGAGAAGUAUUUUGACAUGACAUUUUUUCCUGAACUAUGAACUAUAGAAAAGUGUGACUAAGUAUAGUAAAACACAAUAAUUCCAUGUAGGCAGACAAUAUCAAACCCACAUAUUUCAAAGCUAUUAAUAUCAGUAAAAAAUGUCGUGUCUUUUUUUCGUAAAAUUUUCUUUUCUAAAUAUGCCAUAUUCAAUGAGCAAAUAGAGCAUAUACCAUUGACAUUCUUGUUACAAGCAAAUAUAUAUAUAUAUAUACAUUUAUGACAAAAUUAUCUAGUCUGAUAUUGAUAACAAUCGUCUGAAACCGGUAUGUUGAUAGGCGUGGGUUUGACUUCCGGUGAUUGCGACAUUUUUUGUUGGAUUUUUUCUAACUUUGUACAUACAAACGUGAUCAUACUUACACAAAGAACUUCUAGAGUUAAAUAUAAUCGCAAUAGUCUUAGAGGUUAUAAGUUUUUAAGUUGCCUUGGAAAAAUGUGUAUGCAUUUUUGAAUAUUAGGUUAGCCAGAAUCUUGCUCAGCCUGGUUUUCAUCCAGGACUACGAACAUUUGGUGAUAUUUUCAUUCUACAUGAUACAGUAUGUAAGUGAAAUAAACAGUUGUACGCUGCUUUGUAGACAUAAGGCAGGCGUUUAACAAUGAAGGAUGCACUCGUUUAUGUCAUAAAGGGUUGAAAUUGGGAGGUAGGUUUAAGCGUCAAUACGGUAUAACAUUUAUCUAUAAUCAUGUAAUGUCACUUGUGAAAAUUGAAGGUGGCUUAUCAGAUUGUUGUUAAUGAUUUCGGAUUGAUGCAGUGUGAAAUGCUUUCUUUGAUGCUUCUUUCCAUCUAUGUAAAAAUACUUCAAAUCUGUUGUAACUACAAUGACCAAAUAACCAAAUAUAAUUUUGAUAUUUUUUUUUGAUGACGUCAACUUUUCUAUGUUGAUCAACUGACAAAUAUCUAAGUAUGCACUUUAAGUGUAAUAAUCAUUUUAAUAUAAUUCAGGAGCCAUCAUCUUAUAAGGAUCGUAAUACCGUAUUAUUAAGGUGUUCAAAAUGAAGUCUAAAAGUUAAGACCAUGUUGCAUUUGUUUGAUACAUAUCUUUAUACAUGUAGUAUAUUUGGUAACGCUUGUGAAGUGUGGACUCGACAUUGUUCAUCUUUGUUUAUGUAAGAGGUUGCUGAAAGUUAAACUUCCACACGUAAUGCUGUGGCUUACUGGAAAUGUAGAAAUAUCUAUAACAAUUAAAUAAAGAAAAUACAAAAUUAUUUAGUAUUCAAGAUUGGGCGUGUGCUUUGUUCUACUGGGUCCAUCAUCUAACAUAUUAUUUUGCUUUGGGUUUUUGUAAUGAAUGGAUGAGCCAAUUAUUGUCAAAUGUAAAAUCAGGUUUACCAUGUAUGCAUCUGUAGGUCAAACAAUUUUUUUUAUACGAUCAAUAUUAGUUUAGAGGCAUUAUAGAAAAUUCUCCUUUUUUAUUUGUCAUUCGUGCAACUGCAUACGAUUAUCUUACGUGAAUAAGACGUCACUUAUUUUUGAAGCAUAUAAGAAACAAAUGUAACUCAUUCUCCACUUUGUAAUGUUUACUGUUUGUAUAUUGUAUAAGUCCAGUAUUGCCUUUAAUGAUGAUUAUAUCGCUCAUCGUGCAUUUUAUCAAAGCGAUCAUCUUUCUCAUUAUUUCCUGCCGUAGUAACACACAUAUGGUUAUAGGUUACUUUAAUGCCAUGAACAUAUGUAUGUUUAUUGUGUAAUUUUAGCGCUGAAACGUCUUUAAACGCGUUUUGAUUAACCCAUGUUCAGAUUCCAGCUUUAUCUUGGUUCCUGUAUACAUUUACUCCAGUAUUCUGCCACAAUGUAGUAAUACUGAUAUAUGAUAACCAUACAUCAUUAUGCUUCAUUAUCAUUAUCACCACAUAUCUGCACUUCAUAAUGUCUCACCAUUGCAGUAUUACUAUUAAAGUUUGCCUAUGAAUAAACAAAAUAAUAU
Molecule: messenger RNA, 3022 nt
Organism: Mizuhopecten yessoensis (Yesso scallop)
Lineage: Eukaryota; Metazoa; Mollusca; Bivalvia; Pectinida; Pectinidae
Exons: 7
Coding region: 218-832 (204 amino acids)
Source: RefSeq, a predicted model, not a curated record